Messenger RNA from Neltuma alba, 1112 nucleotides. Its product is annotated as protein NUCLEAR FUSION DEFECTIVE 6, chloroplastic/mitochondrial. The transcript is spliced from 3 exons. The record is from RefSeq and is a predicted model, not a curated record. The coding region runs from base 90 to 383 and encodes 97 amino acids. NCBI's taxonomy places the organism in Eukaryota, Viridiplantae, Streptophyta, Magnoliopsida, Fabales, Fabaceae. Gene Ontology annotation, cellular component: mitochondrion.
UUUCGUUGUAACUCCCUUGCAAAAUUGUAAUCCGCAAAAACCUCUCGCUUUGUAGCUCCCUGUUCUGCCGUCCAAACAUCUCCUGUCCGAUGAUGUCCGCUGGAACCGCCGCUGCCGCCAGGUCCUUCAUUUGCUCCGCCGCAUCUCGAACUGUCAGGAAAGCCAAGUUGGCCGGGGGCCCUAGAGUUAGUCGAUCGACAUGUUCACCGUUUUCGAUCCCGAAGCAGAAUUCAUUCUCUCAUCCCUUGUUCAGGUUGCCUGUGGAAUUGAGCUGUUGUGUGGAAACGAUGCUCCCAUAUCAUACUGCCACUGCUUCCCCAUUGCUCACUUCCAUGCUCUCGGGAUCUUGCCGAUCGUGCGGUUGGAACCCAAAAGAUGGCUGAUUGUUGUUUGUGGGUGAGAUGUAUUGCGACUGCGUUUCAAUGAAUUUGGCCAGACCUGCUUGGAGGGAUUUUGUUUUUUCCUUGUUUAGAUGUGAAAUUUCUCAACCAAAAAAAAAAAAAAACAAAAGAAAAGAAAAACAAAAUAGAGAGGAAUUUCUCAAAACUAACAUGCAUAAGUAUAUUCCAGAGCGUGAUGUAACGCUUGAAAUGAGCGUUCUAUUAUUACAGCCAACAAUUACUAAAUUGGAAUGUGUAUUGUCUGCGAGUGACGAUGAUACUUUCUUGGGAAGCUGCUUUAAAUUAGUAUGGCGGUAUGAGGACCUAGAGACUUGGCGAAUAGCCCUGCUGAUUUUGCAUGAUAUACAAGUUGCUUGGCUCAAGACCUGUUUUGUUGGCUACAGUGUUUGAAUGGAGAUGACUGGGAGCAGGGUGCCCGCCUUUAAAUGGCUUGGCCUACAGUUUCUUUCUUUCUUUCUUUUCCUGUUUCCUUGGACUGGCCAUAGAUGAUAAUGUAAAUAAUCACGCAGAAGUCAGAUUUUCUUAAAUGGUUUGUGUGGCUAGACCUGUUUGGAAUCCCAAGGGUUGGUAGCUUAGUUGCGACUUUCUUUUAGGAUUCAUUUUGUUUAUGAAAAUGCAGAUACAAGGAAAUAAUUUUUCAUUUUCAGAAUGUAAAAUUUUAAAGAGAAGUAUGAGUUUUGUUGAUUCAAUAAACUAGAGUUCAAUUUCGCA